This is a messenger RNA of Lingula anatina, 6200 nucleotides long. RefSeq lists its product as uncharacterized. Gene Ontology annotation, molecular function: ubiquitin protein ligase activity; protein binding. Gene Ontology annotation, biological process: regulation of apoptotic process; proteasome-mediated ubiquitin-dependent protein catabolic process; protein polyubiquitination. The record is from RefSeq and is a predicted model, not a curated record. NCBI's taxonomy places the organism in Eukaryota, Metazoa, Brachiopoda, Lingulata, Lingulida, Lingulidae.
CUGAACACUAUUCCACUCAGUAUGUGUAGAUACCCAGAGUACAUCACAGUGAACAGUGUGAAUGAUAACAUUGUCAUAUCAGACAUGUUGAGAUACUGUGUACAUGUGCUGUCACCUACUGGUGAUCAUCUGUACCAGUAUGACGGCAGCAGAGAAGGCAGUAAACUGAGUUAUCCAUGUGGAGUGUGCACAGACAGCUAUGGUCACAUCUUCAUUGCUGACAAUGGUAACCACAGGAUAGUGGCACUGAGUCCACAGGGACAGUUUAUCAGAUACAUUGUCACUGAGGAUGAUGGGUUGGAGUUUCCCCAGGCAGUAGUCAUCAACCCUGCUACUGGUCAACUGGUGGUGGGAGAGUAUGGCGGCAAUGUUAACACAUUCCAGUACAUUGACCUGAAACAAGGUCAGUUUUCAGAGGAAAUCAAUAGACAAGACCCACUACUGCAAGAAGCAUAUCAACGAGCAUGUAAGGAUGGCUUUGAAAGAGUGAAGAGGGCAAGGGUGAUGCUGCUGGGCCAUUACGGUGCGGGUAAAACACACCUGAGAAAGAGGCUCCUCGGAAAGGAAUAUGAUGAAGAUAAAGAUCCAAUCACUAAUGGUAUAGAAACUGACUAUGUUCUUGUACAGGAGGGUUGGAAUUCAGAUGAAGCUGAGUGUCAUGGGCCAGCAAUAUCACGUUUGCUUGCUGUUAACACGAGAAAGAUACAUGAGGAAAUCCGGGCAAGUCAUGCAGAGUUACAACCCUUGGGUCAAGUUGUGCAGGCAACUAAUGUACCAACAUCAGAGAAAGUGGAGAAAUUUGGCCCAAGACUUGAAGAUGAGAACACUUUGUCAACAGGUGGACAAAUUUCGGCAUCACAGGACAAGGAAAGGGAACAUCAGCCCAGCCCUAUUAGUUCCAAGGAGGCUUUGUCCUAUUUAAAAACAGAGGAGAGUAUGGAGCUCCCUUCUGAUGUCUUAACACAUUUGACAGAAAGCUCAUACGACAUUGAAAAUCCACCUCCUCGUCUAGCAGUCUGGGAUUUUGGAGGGCAAAGUGUGUAUUACAACACCCACCACACAUUCCUUUCUUCCAGAGCUAUUUAUAUUCUUGCCAUUGAUAUGAGCCUUGCUUUAACAGACAGGCUUGAUGACCAAUGGCAUGGUGCUGAACACUUCUCAGGAACUAUUCUUGACUUUACUUAUUAUUGGAUAGACAUAAUCCAUACUUAUGCGCAACAGCAAAACAUGAGUGAAGAUGGGGUAUUGUCCCCCCGAAUAAUCAUUGCUUGCACGCAUAAAGACAAAUACCUGGAAAAUGUUCCCAAAGAAAAGCAUGAAGAAGAAAUAAAUGCGUACUUUGCUAAAUUGCGGCAGUAUAUACAACAGAAGAGAAGUGGUGUGCAUGUUGAUCCUCAUUUCUUUGCAAUUGACAACACAUGUCAAGAUGAAGAUCAAGAAAUAUCUGAUCUCCGUCGAUAUGUUAUGAAAAUUGCUGAAAGCCAAAAAUCUUGGGGAGAGAAGAAUCCAAUAAGAUGGAUUAGAUUAGAAGAAGAUCUUCAGCUGCGACAAGCACCCAAGAAACGAGAAAAAAGGUGGAUAAGGUAUGAGGAGCUGCAAAAUUUAGCUCUUAAAGUUGGAAUGCAGGAUGCCAUUGAGCUGCAGUCAUUCCUCCAGUUCCAUCAUGACAUUGGAGAUCUUAUGCACUUUCAGACUGAUGAUCUCUCAGACACUGUCAUUUUGAAUCCAACAUGGCUGAUAGAUGCAUUCAGGUCUAUUAUAGCAGUUGAUAAACACCAUGUCAAAGCCAAAGGGACUCCUUAUUGGUCUGCAUUAAAGAGGGGCAUCUUAGAUGAAAGACUUCUGGAUGAGCUAUGGGGAGAUGAUAGUGAGUUGAAGUCCAUUGUAAUCGGUGUUAUGGUACAAUUCAACAUUCUUUUGCAACAGGAUGUCAAGCCAGGUACAACAGAAAAGCCUACUUCUCGACAGUUCUAUGUGCCCAGCUUACUUCAGGUAUGCAAGAAUCCAGAAUCUGGGGUUGGCAGUGAAGGAACACUAUUCAUACAAGGGAAAGAGAACUUUAUGCCACAUGUGCUUUUCAACCGUCUUACAGUGAAGUUAGUCCAAAAUGACACUUCUACAGGAAGGAAAGGUUUAAGAAGAAGAGGUGACUUUUUCCUCAUUAAAAAUGAGCUGUACUAUGAUUAUGCUGUAUAUGCAAUCGAUCCACGCAGAGGAGCGCGUUGUGCUUUGAGAAAGUCAACAAAAUCCUCUUGCAUUGAACUGAUUCCCUUAUAUCCCUCAGAGACAAAGUUUGACAGAACAAUCCGAGGGGCAUAUGCUAAGUGGAAGAACCAUGUUUUGAUGCAAAUUCAGCAAGUUAAGCAGACUGUCAGCCCAAAUUUGCGACUAGAAUGGUGUGUCAGAGACCCGAGAAAGCCAAAGGUCAGAGAGGAGCUGAUGGCAAUCGAUCCAAAGGAGUCUGAUCUGACAGCAUGUGGGCUACCUGAGGAUUCAGUGUACAGACUAUGGUUUAUGCCAGACUCAAGUGAGAAGGAGGAUAGUGUUACUCCGCCUGCCACAACAUUACCAAGAGUUACUGGAGGACACAGAGAUGGCGGUAUGUUACAAGAAGAAAGAAUUUUAAAAUUACCUGCACCACCCCAGACCAGGCACUCUGCCUCACAAGGUAGCAAGAAGAUUGGGACAGAUGAUCUCAAAGAUACAUACCUUAGGAAAUUCUCCAUCACUCCAGAAGGUGGACAUGUUCAUCUGAAGGAAGUUGGAGUAUUCCUGUUAGUGCCUCCGGAAGCCCUGGCUGAAACUACAGAAAUGUUCAUUGGUAUAAGUGAGAGAGAAGAAGACAUGCCACCGCUGCCACUGUGUCAGACUAGAGCAAGUCCAGUUGUUGUCUGUGGACCACAUGGCCUGACAUUCAGAACACCAGUGUACUUGUCAUUUUAUCACUGUAUAUCAGGCACACGCCAAAGAAGGAUGGGAAAGAUCUGUCCUGAAAUGCUGACACAGAAUUCAAGACUGGACAAUCCAUUUUACAUAUGGCAGUCAGAAACUCACUUAAGUGAACCUUGUCAGUGGGAAGUAUUGAGCAAUGCUUCUGUUGUGUUGACAAACACCAAAUGUGUCUUAAUUGUGAACCAAUUCUGCAAACACAGUUUGUCAUGCGACAGUAAGCGUCUUUCUGCCUUGGUGUUUGGGUCAUUUCAGCCUCGACGUGUCCCCUUGCUGAAACUGAAGGUGUGCUGUGUCAAUGACAUCCAAAAUGAGGUCGAGAAUGUGACAACUAAAGCUAAGGAAUCUCUCCAAAUGGAAUUGUUAGAUUUGGAAAAGCAGUUUGAAUUCUUAACUUGUGAGUACAGUGAGAGUGAAGAUAAGGAGUCAUAUGAUGUCAGCCUUUUGUUGGAUGGGUUUGAGACAAAGUGGAACAUGCAUGAAAAUUGUCCUAAAAAGGUUAAUAUAAAGUAUGUGAAACUGCUCAAAAACAAAACAGAACAUGUAACGUAUGCUUUGAACCCUAAAAUGACAGAUGAACUUGAUGUGCUUGAUUGCAAGAUACACAUAAAGCAGGAAGUAUCCAAGGAUCAGGAAGAGGACAUCAAAGAGCUGACAUCCACAGAGUUUGACAUCCACUGGAUCUUACCAGUUGGCCCCCCUAUGGACAAUCUUGGUAGUUAUUCUGGUGGUCCAGCAAGCCUAAGAUCUGCUCCACAAAGGAGUUCACACCCAUUGCCAGGAGGUGAAGUGCAGAGGCAUGGUAGCAACCACUUUCAGUGGAGACCAAACCAGCAGUAUUACCAGCAAGACCCAUACCAACAGAAUCAACCUAGGUUUCAAUUCAACACUGGCAACCAGCAGGAUGACUUACAAUCUCAAACAGCAAGGGGGGUGGUUGUACAGGGACAACGUCAACAAAAUCAGCGUAGGUUUCAAUCUAACAUUGACAGCCAGCAGUAUGACUUCCGAUCUCAAACAGCAAGGAAGGUGGUUGUACGGGGACAAAAUGAGCAGAAUGAGCAAACUUCACAAUUGGAGUUUAGCAACCAAUGUUGUGUCAAUGACACCCCAGAUAAAGUUGAGAGAAGCCAAGGAAGUCUUUCUGGCCCUUGCAGAAAUGCAGAGGAGGAUCGCUUCAGCAAUAUCCCUGUGUUUGGAAAAAUCCUGCUCAGUAUGAAGUAUGACUACAGAAAAGGUUGGCUAAUUAUACAUAUUUACCGAUGCCAAGAUCUUGCUCCAGCUGAUGUGAAGAAGAAUAGAUCUGAUCCCUAUGUCAAGACCUACCUCUUGCCAGAUAAAUCAAGAGGUGGGAAGAGAAAAACAAAGAUAAAGAAGAAUACAUUGAAUCCAACAUUUGAUGAAUCGCUGCAUUACACCAUCACUAAGAAUGAGCUGGAAAGAAGAACCCUGUGGUUGUCAGUCUGGCACAGUGUCACAUUUGGCCACAAUGUGCUCCUGGGUGAUGUUGUUUUGCCUCUUAAUAAACAGAACUUCAAUGACACCUCACCACAGUGGUUCCAGCUAUCAGGAGACCAUAUGGCUGCUGGGGAUCGAGACCAAGGCGUUACUUAUGUUACUGACCCGCACAGCAUCAAAACAACGAGAGGGCAAGUUCUAAACCAGGCUGAUGUGGGCAACCAGUGGCAAAGAUCAAUGUUAUUGGAGACAUCAUUACAACCCAACUUUGACAACCAGCAGGAUGACUUCCAAUCCCAGACAACAAGAAAGACUGUUGUAUCAGACCAAUACCAACAAAACCAAUCAUCAUCACAACCUACCUUUGGCAAGCAGUCGUUGCAACAAGGCAGUUUCCAAUCUCAGACACUACCUGGUGAGUCAGCAGGACCAAAUAUAUCCUAUCAUCAACAAGGAGAAUCCCAGCAUAGCAGACUACCUCAGGAACCUGUCACUGACUGCCACCUGGAAGAACAAGGUGGUGACCACAUUCAAACAAGGAGGAAAUCAAGCCAUGACUUCCCAUCUUUACCCCCACAACAGGACCCUGUGGCUGCCGAGGAUCAAGACCAGCUUGUUACUGACCCUCAGACUAUUAGAACAAAGGGAAGCCAAGUUCUUAACCAGGCCCAUGGGGAUAAUCAGUUAGAAAGAUUACCUACGGCAGUGACACAUGGGAUUGCUGGGGUUCUAAGACAGCUCCCUGCUAACACAGGCAACACAAAUGUUACCCUCAAUUUGCAACUGGUUAACCAAUAUUAUAACUCAGAAAAGGCAACAAUGACACACAUGAAAGAGAACGAUGUGACAACAUCUUUUCAUAAACAUAUUCCUCCACAUGUGAGAAAACGACUGAACGAGACACUUUGUCAAAAUGAUGUAUGGAACCAAGUAAAGAAGAUGUAUGGCAUUUUAGAUGAAACCCCAUGUCCUCCUGAUGUUGUGACUUCUUUGUUGUCUCAAGUCCAGGGUUCUAUUGCAUCUUUCAUCAGUGUGUUGUUAAAGUUGAAAGAAUGCCGCAGAGAAAGACAGCAAGACAUUCCACAAGACUUGAUUAAUGAAGUCAAGAAAGGACUUCUGAGUGAAAUGGAGUACAACAGACUAAGAGAGAAAGUGGUUGACUUUGCUGAGGAACUUUCGAUUCAUAUAGAAAGAACUUUAGAUUACCUGUAUCAGUUUAGUGUAAUACCAGAUGAGGAGACAACAAAGCUUAAAAAUGAUGCAAAGAGAAAUCCACAAGAAGCUUGUAGAAAUUUGUUUAAAGCACUCCUUGCGACCAGUCCUAAAAAAGAGCCAAUUAAACAUCUGAGAGCUGCAUUCAGGGAUUGUGGUCUUGGGCAUCUGACAGAUGAACUAGAAGUCAGCUACCAGGACGUAGAGGAUGAAAUACAGAAACAUGGAAGUGGCCAACCUUCUUGUGAAGAGCCGUUGGCGAUAGGAAUGUCAGCUCCCCCCACACCUGCAACAGGUGAAAACCCUAUUGGAGAACAUUAAAACUGUUUGUACAGUAUUUGACAGUAUGUAUCAAGAUUGUUUAUGCUAUUUGGGUCACCGUGGACUAAGAACAUAUGGUGUAUUACCACAUAUAUUGACAUCAGACAAAUAAAGUGAUUGUCUGUAUUUACUGAUGUUGAACAAUCCUGCUGAAAAACUAGUGAGGCAAACAUGAAUAUUUACCAUUCAGCAUCAAAUGAGACCCCUAACUUUUAACAGGAAGAUGACAAAUUUUAAGCAAAACCCAUUGGCCCAUGAAA